GCUCUCUCAGCCCCGCCGUAUAUAUAUCGAAGUGGUUGGCCGCUGCUAUCUCCGACCAUCCACUAGACGAACCCCUCUACCUCAAAAGCCACUACACGCAACAUGGCACCGAAGAACAAGGGAAAGAAGGGCAAGAAGGACGACGAUGAGUUCUGGGAGAAGGCCGGCACUUCUGUUGCUGGAAACAACGCAGAUAGCCUGGCAGAUGCUGGUGCUGGAGAUGAUGACUUCAAGCCGAAGGGCAAGUCCGCCAUUUCGGCUUUCGCGGCUCUCGGUCUGGAGGACCCGCCUGCAGAGGAAGAGGACGAGGACUUCGGUGGUCUCAUGUCUGUAAUCAAAUCCACCAGCCAAAAGGGCAAGAAGGACAAGAAGAAGGACAAGAAGAAGGGCGGUGCGGACGUUUCGUUCGCGGAUGGAGCAGGUCCAGGGGAGGGUUCCGACGGCGAGGACGCCGCGGCGAAGGGUGACAUCAGCGCACCAAAGAAGGCGGUGCAGAUGACCGCGGAGGAGCUCGCAGACGAGGAAUGGGGGCCCGUGAAGGAGAAGGGCAAAAAGGCGAAGAAGGGCAAGAAGAAGGGCAAGACUCAGGACGACGAUGAGGAGGAGGAAGAAAAGGCAGAUGCACCGCCCGCUCGCGCAGAGGCAACACAGUCACCGGCACCUGAGAGCAAGGCGGACGAGGGUGAGGAUGGCGGUGAGGAUGGCGGGCCAAAGGUCCUGUCGAAGAAGGAGAAGGAGAAACUGAAGAAGGAGCGGGAAAAGGCCAAGAAGAAAGCUCAGGCCGCCGCGAAGAAGGCUGAGGGCGGUGAAGGGGUGGCCCCUUCAGAACCUGCGGCACCGUCUGUGCCGGCUGCUGCUGACGGCGAGGAUGAAGACGACGGUGAAGGAGGCGGGGCCGAAGGGGACUCCAAGAAGAAGAAGAAAAAGAAGAAGGCCAAGAAAGACGAGGAGCCUGCCCCCGCCGCUGCCCCCGCGGGCAAGAAGAAGGGUGGUCCUGCGGGUAUCAGCGCGCUCAAGGCGAUGAUGGAGGAGAAGAAGCGAAUUGAGGAGGAGAUCCGGAAGCGGGAAGAGGAGGAGCGGAAGAGGAUCGAGGAGGAGGAGCGGAAAGCUGAGGAAGAAGAGAAGCGGCAGGCGGAGGAGAAACAGCGGAGGAAGGAGAAGGAGAAGGCGAAGCGCGAACAGCUCAAGAAGGAGGGCAAGCUGCUCACUAAGAAGCAGAAGGAAGAGCUACGGUCAGCAGAGCUUCGGAAGCAGGCGCUUCUCGCUUCCGGCGUGCAGAUCGAGGGCCUACAGCAAGGCGGUGGAGAGCCACGAGCCAAGAAGGUGGUAUACGACAACCGCAAGAAGAAGAAGGGCCCGGCGAGUGCUGCCAGUGGCAGCCACCCCGGGACGCGCGAUCCAUCGCCCGUGCGGGAGGAGAAGCGUGCGGCGCCCAAGCCGACGCCCGCCGUUGCCGCUCCCGAGCCCGAGCCUACGACUCCCGUGGAUGAUGACGACGUCAAAGACUCCUGGGACGCUAGCAGCGACGAGGAAGAGAAGAAGGAUGAAGAUGUCAAGGACUCAUGGGACGCGAGCAGUGGGGAUGAAACAGAGGAGGCCCCUAAGCCCGCCCAGAAAGCUGCCGCUGCCAAUGGCUCGGCGAAGGCGAAGCAACCGGAGGCUGCGAAAGGCGUUGCGAAGGGCGCCUCGGCCAAGGCAGACGCGUCCAAACUUGCAGCGCCUGCAGCCAAGGCGGGUGGUGCCCCCGCGAAGGCCCCUGCAAAGCCUGCGGUGGACUCGAAAGCGAAGCCCAAGCAGGAGGAGUCCUCUUCGGAAGAGGAGUCUUCUGAGGAAGAGUCGUCCGACGAGGAGACGUCUUCCGAUGAGGACUCGUCCGACGAAUCUGACGAGGAGAUGACCCAGACGCAACGUAUGGCAGCGCAGCGCAAGGCGGAGGCUGUCGCGCGUCGCCAGAAGGCACACGAAGAUGCACUUGCUGCCCGUAGCAAGGACAACCUCCGGAGUCCUAUUUGUUGUAUUCUCGGUCACGUCGAUACCGGUAAGACGAAGCUCUUGGACAAGAUUCGUCAAACGAAUGUCCAGGAAGGCGAAGCUGGAGGUAUCACGCAGCAGAUCGGUGCCACUUACUUCCCGGUGGAGGCGAUCAAGACCAAGACGGCUGUCAUGAACAAGGACGGCACCCAGGAGUACAAGAUUCCUGGCCUUCUCGUCAUCGACACACCCGGUCACGAGUCGUUCACCAACUUGCGUUCGCGUGGUAGCUCGCUCUGUAACAUCGCCAUUCUCGUCGUCGAUAUCAUGCACGGUCUUGAGCCACAAACUCUGGAGUCGCUGCGUCUACUCAGGGACAGGAAGUCGCCAUUCAUCGUUGCUCUCAACAAGAUCGACCGUAUCUACGGCUGGGAGCCCAUAGCCGACAACGACUUCCGCAGCUCUCUCGCCGCGCAGAAGCGGCCCGUCCAGCGACAGUUCGAGGACAUGACCCAGAAGAUCGUCGUUGCCUUCGCCGAGCAGGGUCUGAACGCCUGCCUCUACUACGACAACAAGAACUUCGCGCGUAAUGUCUCCAUCGUCCCGACCUCGGCGGUUACGGGAGAGGGUGUGCCCGACAUGAUCAUGCUCCUCGUCAACCUUACCCAGCAGCGCAUGAGCGAUCGGUUGAUGUACCUCUCUGAGCUCGAGUGUACGGUGCUUGAGGUCAAGGUUAUUGAAGGUCUUGGUACGACAAUCGACGUGGUCCUGUCGAAUGGUAUCCUCCACGAAGGUGACAAGAUCGUGGUCUGCGGUCUCAACGGACCUAUCGUGACCCAGAUCCGUGCGCUGCUUACGCCUCAGCCACUCCGCGAACUUCGUAUCAAGUCGCAAUACGUCCACCACAAGGAGGUCAAGGCGGCCCUCGGUGUGAAGAUCGUCGCGCCCGACCUCGAGAAGGCUAUCGCCGGUUCCAGGCUGCUCGUGUGCGGACCCGAUGAUGAUGAGGAAGACCUCAUGGACGAGGUUAUGUCCGACCUCACGACGCUGCUCAACUCCAUCGACAAGUCCGGCCGCGGUGUCUGCGUGCAGGCCAGUACGCUCGGUUCGCUCGAGGCGCUCCUGGAGUUCCUCAGGACGAGCAAGAUUCCCGUCUCCGGCAUCAACAUCGGCCCUGUCCACAAGAAGGACGUCAUGCGUUCUGCGUCCAUGUUGGAGAAGGCGAAGGAGCUGGCGUGUAUCCUUUGCUUCGACGUGCCUGUCGACAGGGACGCCGAGCGGUUAGCGGAGGAGAUGGGAAUCCGCCUCUUCAAAGCGGACAUCAUCUACCACUUGUUUGAUGCGUUCACGGCGUACAAUGCGGAGAUUAUGGAGGCCAAGCGUAAAGACGCCGCGCCGCAAGCUGUUUGGCCGUGCCGUCUGAAGACCAUCGCGGCCUUCUGUAAACGUGACCCCAUCAUUCUGGGUGUGGAUAUCCUCGAUGGCACUCUGCGCGUUGGUACCCCGAUUUGUGUUGUCAAGGUUGACCCGGAGACGCAGAAGAAAGAAAUCAUCGACCUCGGCAGAAUCACGUCACUGGAGAUCAACCACAAAGCCUUCGACAUCGUCAAGAAGUCGCAAGCCGGUGGCGGUGUUGCCGUCAAGAUUGAGCAUGCAGUAUACCAGUCCUCAAAGAUGUUCGGCCGUCACUUCGACGAGAAGGACGAGCUCUAUUCGCACAUCACGCGUGCGAGCAUCGACGUACUCAAGUCGUCAUUCAAGACCGACGUCUCGAACGAGGAGUGGCUGCUCAUCAAGGCACUGAAGCCCCGACUGAAUAUCCAAUGAGCGAGUUCUGGGCAUGCGUUUGGUUGAUUUUGUAUCGAGAUACUGUAUCGAUGGCAGUCUGGCAGGCGCUUGGGGAUGUGGGAAGGCGUUACAUAAACACGCUGUAUUUAUACGUCUCGAUCGCGCAUUUGUAUUUUCUUGCCUCGCC
Messenger RNA from Trametes versicolor FP-101664 SS1, 3946 nucleotides. RefSeq names its product translation initiation factor eIF5B. The transcript has 13 exons. The record is from RefSeq and is a predicted model, not a curated record. Bases 103 to 3798 code for a protein of 1231 amino acids. Lineage: Eukaryota; Fungi; Basidiomycota; Agaricomycetes; Polyporales; Polyporaceae. Gene Ontology annotation, molecular function: GTPase activity; translation initiation factor activity; GTP binding.